This is a messenger RNA of Daktulosphaira vitifoliae (grape phylloxera), 2788 nucleotides long. Its product is annotated as enhancer of polycomb homolog 1-like. The record is from RefSeq and is a predicted model, not a curated record. Gene Ontology annotation, biological process: regulation of transcription by RNA polymerase II. The transcript is spliced from 6 exons. NCBI's taxonomy places the organism in Eukaryota, Metazoa, Arthropoda, Insecta, Hemiptera, Phylloxeridae. Gene Ontology annotation, cellular component: piccolo histone acetyltransferase complex. The coding region runs from base 344 to 2650 and encodes 768 amino acids.
UGUGUUAGUCGUGGUAAUCCCUGCCACCGUCGGGUGGAUUGUCCCCUUCCCCGCAUGUCUAUGUUCUGCUGUACUGCACUGUUUACUCCUUCAUGACUUCUACUUCCCGUCAACCUAUAAUCCCACCAGCAAAAUGGCGUAUUCAUUGCGGUUGUAAUGAACGUUCGCCGCGAUCUUUCAACGAUAUAACCGUUUGUAACAUAAUAUUAUGCGUCGCGUUCCGUAAUCACUCACGGUGACAGUCGCAAACCACUCAAAAAAAAAAAAAAAAACAAAACUAAGAAUUUAGGAUAGCUCUCAAAUAUUUCAACAUUCGUUUACUUAUAAAAUUUACAUUAUACCAAUGAAAAUGAGGAAUACUGGCAAUCUUCUUAAAUGGACUCAAAACUCCAGCAACAAAUCUGCAAAAAGCGGGGGUAAAUUUCAGUAUAAUUUUCAAAUUUUAGUGUGUCUAUUUAUUAAUAUUUUUGUUAUAGAAAAUCGAAAUUGGAUUCAUCCACCUGAAGCUUUACAAAAAGGACAUAUUGCUUAUAUUGUUAAGUUUUUGGGAAAUGUUGAUGUUGACCAACCAAAAGGUUUUAAUGUGAUUAAAGAAUCUAUUAGAAAAUUAAAGUUUAAUCAACAAGUUCGCAAAGCUGAAGGCUCAAAAGUGCCAAAAGUUGAGCUUACAAUUAGUGUUGAAGGUGUUGCUCUUCAAGAUCCAAAAACUAAAGUUAUAAUGCAUCAGUAUCCAUUGCACAGGAUUUCUUACUGUGCUGAUGAUAAAGUUGACAAACAGUUUUUCAGUUUUAUUGUUAAAGACUCAAAUGAGUCAGAAAGACAUACAUGCUUUGUGUUUAUGAGUGACAAAUUGGCUGAAGAAAUCACUCUUAGUAUUGGACAAGCUUUUGAUUUAGCUUACAAGUGGCCAAGCAAACCGACGAACAAGCCGACUUUCAGAGCUCGACAGUUGGAUGUUUCCAAACCUCUACCAAUCUAUAUGUCUGAUGAUUUGCCUGACCUACAUGAGUGUGCUGAAUUAAAACGAGCUGUUCCCCAAAUGCCUAGUGGCAUGGAGAAAGAAGAAGAGUCUGAACAUCAUUUACAAAGAGCUAUGGUUGCUGGUAGUGUCAUACCUACACCUGAAGUUAGUGAAUUAGUAGCUGACGACUUAAAAUGGCAUGACAGAACCUAUCCACCUAAUUGUCAUCCUCCUAAACAAUUGAUACAUAUUACACCAUUUACUAUGGAACAAGAUGUGCCUGAAUAUGAUUAUGAUUCAGAAGAUUUAGAAUGGUUAGAAACAAUUGGUAAAACUAACAGCAUUUCAGCUGAUAAAUUGGAAGAACUUGUGGAUAAGUGGGAAAAACAUAGCACAUUUAAUAUUAUAGAUUUAGCUGAUGCUAAAGCAUUGACUAGAGAUGAUGAAGAUACUAUUUUACUUAUAUAUGAUUAUUGGCUAAGGAAAAGAGUGCGUAUAGGCCACUCAUUAUCACCUGCUGUUCGUACUGAACCAAUAGCAGGAGCACCGCCUAAUGAUUCAUAUGUAGCUUUUAGAAAACGACGAGAUAAAAUACAAACUAGAAAAAAUCGUAAAAACGAUGAAGCAUCUUAUGAAAAAAUGUUAAAAUUAAGAAGGAAUUUGGCAAGAGCAGUAGAACUCAUUGCUAUGAUACAGCAACGGGAAAUUUUAAAAAAACAACUAGUACAAAUGACAUUAGAUACUUUUAAGAAACGAUAUGAUUUACAUGAUUUUGAUGGUCAUUUGUUCAGAGAUAUAGAAACAGUUAAAGCAGUUAGACAUGCCUUCACUCCUAUUUCUACUAAUCAUUAUAUGACAUCAAUGUGGAAGCAAGGCGAUAAAAAAAACUCUGCUGGAACUAAGUAUCAGGAUUCAAAACGAGAAAAAAGACAUUAUAGAAAAAGAAAACAUAAGACCUAUGAUGUUGGUCAUUUAAGCUCAGAUGAAGAAUUAUAUUCUCCUCCUCAUAAAGUUCAAAAUAUUGAUGAUGGAGGAAGUAAAUGGUCAUUUCGUAGAAAUAAGCACUGUUCUUAUCUUGCUCCGAUAAAUAAUCCUGAACCAUUUGAUUCAACAUUUGGUUUUCAACCAGUUUAUAUAGAAAAAAAUGGAAGUCAAAAAUCUUUAGGGUUUUGUAGACCUAGAUAUGGUAGAGGUGGUAGAAUUGUUUUAGACCGUUACGCUAAUAAUGAUGAUCGAUGGGCAUCUUUAGAUUAUAAUAUUAUAGAACAAAAACAGUAUGAAAUUGUCGAAUAUAACCAUCAUUCUGAUAAUGAAUCAUCAGAUUAUUUUAGUGAUCCUGGUAUUGAUGGGCCAUUGAUUGAAAUUCAAAGCGAUCUACAGUCUGAAAAAACAAGAGUGGAAUUUGAUUGGGAAUGUUUCAGACCUGAAUUAUUACAAAGUGUUGCAGAAUAUUGUAAGCUAGACAUAGGUGAUGCUAAUAAAGAUAAGGGUGAACAGGGUGAAUCUAUCUUGGAAAGAUGGGUAAAUCAAAAUCAACCACAAAACAAUGAACCAUCAAUAGCUUUAGGACCUGAUUCCGAAUUAAUUGGAUGUUCACAAUUUAGAAUAACUGAUAUUACUGAACCAAGAAGUUUAAGAACCAAUAGCUGUUUUAAAAGACUACUAAAAUGUGAUACAGAUUCUCAUUAAAUUUUUUUAAAUUAUGUUAAUUUUCUGUGUAUAUAGUUUUAAAUGCUCAUAAUAUUAGUAAUAUUUAUUUUUUAUAAAUACAUGUUGACAAAUUAUUAUAAAUGUAUUUUAAUUAUACAAAUUGAUUCUGUAUUAUUA